AUGAUGGGCAUCAUGGAGUCUGGAGCAGUACGCAAAAAUUACACAAACAAAACAAAACAAAACAAAUGACUGAGACCUGAUGUCUAGGCUUUAUUCAGCGAGCUGAAUAGGUCUUGACCUGUGUGUGUCUGUGUGUGUGUGUGUGUGUGUGUCUAUGUGUGUUACCUUUUCCAGGUGUGUGUCCAGUACCUAAAGGACUCUAACAUGCUGUUCAUCGGUGGUCUGUUGGUGGCUAUCGCUGUUGAGAACUGGAAUCUUCACAAACGCAUCGCCCUCCGAGUACUACUGGUGGUGGGGGUAAAGCCGGCACUGUAAGUACACUAAGUUAGCAAGUAGCCACUGUAACCCAUAACUACUGAAUACAGUAGCUUAUAUAGUCAGUAUACUGUACAGUAAGAGAUAAACACAUUAGCUACCGUUCUACAAAAUACAGUCAGAGCAUGCAACAUUAACUACAAAAUAGUCAGAGUUGGUAAUAUUAGCUAUAAAAUACAGUCAGAGUUAGCAACAUUAAAAACAUUAGCUACAAAAUACAGUCAAAGUUAGCAAUAUUAGCUAAAUACUACAAAAUACAGUCAGAUAUAGUAACAUUAGUUACAUAAUACAAAAUACAGUCAGUUAGCAACACUAGCUACCGUCCUACAAAAUACAGUUAGAGUUAGAAACAUUAGGUACCGUACUACAAAAUAUAGUCAGAGUUGGCAACAUUAGCGACUGUUCACCAAAAUAGUCAGAUUUAGCAACAUUAGUUACAGUAAUACAAAAUACAGUCAGUCAACAACAUUAGCUACCGUCCUACAAAAUACAGUUAGAGUUAGAAACAUUAGGUACCAUACUACAAAAUACAGUCAGGUUUAACAACAUUAAAUACAGUAAUACAAAAUACAGUCAGUUAACAACAUUAUCUACCAUUCUACAAAAUACAUUCAGAGUUAGCAACAUUAGUGACUGUUCUACAAAAUUCAGUCAGAGUUAGCAAUAUUAGCUACAAAAUACAGUCAAAGUUAGCAACAGUAGCAACUGUUCUACAAAAUACAGUCAAAGUUAGCAAAUUAGCUACAUACUACAAAAUAUUAUCUACCGUUCUACAAAAUACAUUCAGAUUUAGCAACAUUAGUGACUUUUGUAGAAAAUACAGUCAGAGUUAGCAGUAUUAGCUAACGUUCCAGAAAAUACAGUCAGAUUUAGCAACAAUAGCUACCGUAAUACAAAAUACAGUCAGAUGUAGCAACAUUAGCAACAAAUUAAAUUCAAUGUUAGCAACAUUAGCAACUUUUCUACAAAAUACAGCCAAAGUUGUCAUUAUUAGUUAUGUACUACAAAAUGCAGUCAGAGUUAGCAGCAUUAGCUAUUGUUCUACAAAAUACAGUCAGCGUUAGCAAUAUUAGCUACCAUUUUUACAAAAUACAGUCAGAUUUAGCAACAUUAGAUACCGUAAUACAAAAUACAGUCAGAGUUAGAAACAUUAGGUACCGUACUACAAAAUAUAGUUAGAGUUAGCAACAUUAGCUACCAUUCUACAAAAUACAGUUAGAGAUAUCAAAAUUAGCUACCUUACUACAAAAUAUAGUCAGAGAUGGCAAUAUUAGCUACAAAAUACAGUCAAAGUUAGCAACAUUAGUUACAAAAUACAGUCAGUUAGCAACAUUAGCUACAAAAUACAGUCAAAGUUAGCAAUAUUAACUACGUACUACAACAUAUAGUAAGAGUUAGCAACAUUAGCGACUGUUGUACAAAAUACAGUCAAAGUUAGCAAUAUUAGGUACGUACUACAAAAUAUAGUUAGAGUUAGCAACAUUAGCUACCAUUCUACAAAAUACAGUUAGAGAUAUCAAAAUUAGCUACCUUACUACAAAAUAUAGUCAGAGAUGGCAAUAUUAGCUACAAAAUACAGUCAAAGUUAGCAACAUUAGUUACAAAAUACAGUCAGUUAGCAACAUUAGCUACAAAAUACAGUCAAAGUUAGCAAUAUUAACUACGUACUACAACAUAUAGUAAGAGUUAGCAACAUUAGCGACUGUUGUACAAAAUACAGUCAAAGUUAGCAAUAUUAGGUACGUACUACAAAAUACAGUCAUAGUUAGCAACAUUAGCGACUGUUGUACAAAAUACAGUCAGGGUUAGCAAUAUUACCUACCGUUCUACAAAAUACUGUCAGAUUUAGCAACAAUAACUACCGUAAUACAAAACUCAGUCAGAGUUAGCAACAUUAGCGGCUGUUGUACAAAAUACCGUCAGAGUUAGCAACAUUAGCUACCGUUCUACAAAAUACAGUUAGUUAUCAAAAUUAGCUACCUUACUACAAAAUACAGUCAGAGUUAGCAACAUUAGCUACAAAAUACAGUCAGAGUUAGCAACAUAAGCUACAAAAUACAGUCAGAGUUAGAAACAUUAGGCAACGUACUACAAAAUAUAGUUAGAGUUAGCAACAUUAGCUACGUAUUACAAAAUAUAGUCAGUUAGCAACAUUAGCUACGUACCACAAAAUACACUCAGAUUUAAUAACAUUAGUUACUGUGUUUAAAAAACCGUCAGUUAGCAACAUUAGCUACCGUCCUACAAAAUACAAUAAGUUAUCAAAAUUAACUACCUUCCUAAUUAUACAGUCAGAGUUAGAAAAAUGAGGUACCGUUCUACAAAAUAUAAUCAGAUUUAACAACACAACAUACAAUCAGUGUUUGCAACAUUAGCGAAUGUUCUACAAAAAUCAGUCAAAGUUUGCAAUAUUAGCUACCGUUCUACAAAUUACAGUCAGAGUUAGCAACGUUAGGUACCGUUCUACACAAUACAGUUAGAGUUAUCAAAAUUAGCUACCUUACUACAAAAUAUAGUCAGAGUUGGCAAUAUUAGCUACAAAAUACAGUCAGAGUUAGCAACAUUAGUUACAAAAUACAGUCAGAGUUAGCAACAUUAGCUACCAUUCUACAAAAUAAAGUCAGAAUUAGCAAUAUUAGCUACCUUCUACAAAAUACAGUCAUGUUUUAGAAACAUUAGCUACGUACUACAAAAUAUAGUCAGAGUUAGCAACAUUAGCUACAAAAUACAGUCAAAGUUAGCAAUAUUAGCAACGUACUACAAAAUACAGUCAGAGUUAGCAACAUUAGCUAUGUACUACAAAAUACAGUCAGAUUUAGCAACUUUAGUUACCACAAUACAAAAACCAGUCAGUUAGCAACAUUAACUACCUUACUAAAAAUACAGGUAGAGUUAUCAAAAUAGCUACCUUACUAUAAAAUUAGCUACCUUACUAAAAAUACAGUCAGAGUUAGAAACAUUAGCUACCUUACUAAAAAAUAUAAUCAGAUUGGCAAUAUUAGAUACAAAAUACAGUCAACGUUAACAACAUUAGCAAAUUAGUAACUGUUCAACAAAAUAUUUUGUAGAACAUUAGCUAAUAUUGCUAACUCUGACUGUAUUUUGUAGAAUGUUAGAAAAUGUUGCUAACUCUGACUGUAUUUUGUAUUACGGUAGCUAAUGUUGCUAAAUCUGACUGUAUUUUGUAGAAUGGUAGCUAAUAUUGCUAACUCUGACUGUAUUUUGUAGAACAGCCUCUAAUGUUGCUAACUCUUACUUUAUUUUGUAGAAUGUUUUCUAAUAUUGCUAACUGUCUGUAUUUUGUACAACGGUAGCUAAUGUUGCUAACUCUGACUGUACUUUGUGUUACGAUAGCUAUUGUUGCUAAAUCUGACUGUAUUUUGUAGAACGGUAGCUAAUGUUGCUAACUCUGACUGCGUUUUGUAGUACGUAGCUAAUAAAGCUAACUUUGACUGUAUUUUGUAGAAAAGUUGCUGAUGUUGCUAACACUGACUGUAUUUUGUAGCUAAUGUUGCUAUAUCUGACUGUAUUUUGUAGAACAGUAGCUAAUACUGCUAACUCUGACUGCAUUUUCUACAACAGUCACUAAUGUUGCUAACUCUGACUGUAUUUUGUAGUACGUAGCUAAUAUUGCUAAGAAAUACAGUCAAAGUUGUCUUUAUUAGCUAUGUACUACAAAAUGCAGUCAGAGUUAGCAAUAUUAGGCUCUGUUCUACAAAAUAAGAUCAAAGUUAGUAAUAUUAGCUACCGUUCUACAAAAUAUAGUCAGAGUUAGCAACAUUAGCUACAUACUACAAAAUACAGUCAAAAUUAGCAAAAUUAGCGACUGUUCUCCAAAAUACAGUCAGAUUUAGCAACAUUAGUUACAGUAAUACAAAAUACAGUCAGUUAGCAACAUUGGCUACUGUCCUACAAAAUACAGUUAGCGUUAUCAAAAUUAGCUACCUUACCAAAAAACACAGUCAGAGUUAGAAUCAUUAGGUACCAUACUACAAAAUAUAAUCAGAGUUGGCAAUCUUAGCUACAAAAUACAGUCAGUGUUAACAACAUUAGUGACUGUUCUACAAAAUACAGUUGUCGUGACGUGACUUACUUUAAUGUAUGGCUGUUAUUUAUCGAAUGAACUAACUAUGUUUAAUUGUCACUCGAUUAAAUUAAUUAUGUAACAAUUAACUAAUUAGGAAUUUGGGGCAUCAAAUAGUAACAACAUUAGCUACCGUCCUGCAAAAUACAGUUAGUUAUCAAAAUUAGCUACCUUACUAAAAAAUACAGUCAGAGUUAGAAACACUAGUUACCGUACUACAAAAUAUAGUCAGAGUUAGCAACAUUAGCUACCGUUCUACAAAAUACAGUUAGAGAAGAGCAACAUUAGCUACUGUAUCACAUAAAACAACAAGAACAAUGUUAGAAGUAGGCCUACCUUAGUUGCAAAAAACGAAUACAGAUAGAUAUUACAUGCAAGACAAAAGUAACGUUUGUAACCAUCCCCAAAAGUAACCAUCCCCAUCUCACUCUCUCUACCCUUUCUCCAGGCUGAUGUCAGGGUUCAUGGGUGUGACAGCCUUCCUGUCGAUGUGGAUCAGUAACACAGCCACCACAGCCAUGAUGCUGCCCAUCACCCAGGCCGUGCUAGGCCAGCUGUGUGCCACAGAGGCCAGGCAGGAUGAGAGGGAGCUGCAGGUUGAAGGGAAGGACAACCAGGCCUUCAAACUGGACACCAAAUCACCCCAAGAAGAAGAGAUCAACACCAAACAGGACCUCGUCAAGACACAGCAGGAUUAUAUGUGUAUGUAUAAAGAUACAGACAAUUUUUUCUGAAUGUAAUCGGUUUAAGGGGAGUUUUAUAGUUCUUUCUUAAAAAUGUAAAUGUGAUGUGAUAAAGACCCACCCAUUAUUGUCUGAUAUGGUUCCUAGAACCAUUUUCAGUAUGUUUUAAAUAUGUUUUAAUACGUUGUAAAGAGUUCCCUGAAUACAGUGUUAAUGAUUGUCCUUUCUUUCUCCCUGGACCGCUAACCACAUUCCUCUUUCUCUCUAUAACCUUCCUCUCCCUCUCUCUCCUUCUUCAUCUUCCCUCCCUCCAGAUGAGGAUGUGGAGAGAGAUGCGUACUCACCUCUGGAGAGGAGGAGAAAACAGAGAGAGUUGAAGUACCAGCUCUUGACUAAAGGGAUGAGUCUGAGUGUGUGUUACUCUGCCAGUAUCGGAGGCACAGCCACCCUCACCGGCACCACACCCAACCUCAUCCUCAAGGGACAGGUGGACGAGUAAGUUACGCACACACAGGGUGCAUUCGGAAAGUAUUCAGACCCCUUCCCCUUUUCCACAUUUUGUUACGUUACAGCCUUAUUCUAAAAUGUAUCUACACACAAUACCCUAUAAUGACAAAGCGAAAACAGGUUUUUAAAAAACAGAAAUACCUUAUUUACAUAAGUAUUCAGACCCUAUGCUAUGAGACUCAAAAUUGAGCUCAGCUCCAUCCUGUUUUCAUUGAUCAUCCUUGAGAUGUUUCUACAACUUGAUUGGAGUCCACCUGUGGUAAAUUCAAUUGAUUGGACAUGAUUUGGAAAGGCACACACCUGUCUAUAUAAGGUCCCACAGUUGACAGUGCAUGUCAGAGGAAAAUCCAAGCCAUGAGGUCGAAGGAAUUGUCUGUACAGCUCAGAGACAGCAUUGUGUCGAGGCACCGAUCUGGGGAAGGGUACCAAAACAUUUCUGCAGCUUUGAAGGUCCCCAAAAACACAGUGGCCUCCAUCAUUCUUAAAUGGAAGAAGUUUGGAACCACCAAGACUCUUCCUAGAGCUGGCCGCCCGGUCAAACUGAGCAAUCGGGGGAGAAGGGCCUUGGUCAGGGAGGUGACCAAGAACCCAAUGGUCACUCUGACAGAGCUCCAGAGUUCAUCUGUGGAGAUGGGAUAACUUUCCAGAAGGACAACCAUCUCUGCAGCACUCCACCAUUCAGAGUGGCCAGACAUAAGCCACUCCUCAGUAAAAGGCACAUGACAGCCUGCUUGGAGUUUGCCAAAAGCCACAUAAAGGACUCAGACCAUGCGAAACAAGAUUCUCUGGUCUGAUGAAAUCAAGAUUGAACUCUUUGGCCUGAAUUCCAAGGGUCAUGUCUGGAGGAAACCUGGCACUAUCCUUACGAUGAAGCAUGGUGGUGGCAGCAUCAUGCUGUGGGGAUGUUUUUCAGUGGCAGGGACUGGAAGACUAGUCAGGAUUGAGGGAAAGAUGAACUGAGCGAAGUACAUAUAGAUCCUUGAUGAAAACCUGCUCCAGAGCACUCAGGACCUCAGACUGGGGCGAAGGUUUACCUUCCAACAGGACAACAACCUUAAGCACACUUCCAAGACAACGCAGGAGUGGCUUCAGGACAAGUCUCUGAAUGUCCUUGAGUGGCCCAGCCAGAGCCCAGACUUGAACCCGAUCGAACAUCUCUGGAGAGACCUGAAAAUAGCUCUGCAGCUACACUCCCCAUCCAACCUGACAGAGCUUGAGAUGAUCUGCAGAGAAAAAUGGGAGAAACUCCCCAAAUACAGUUUUGCCAAGCUUGUGGCGUCAUACCGAAGAAGACUCGAGGCUGUAAUCGCUGCCAAAGGUGCUUCAACAAAGUACUGAGUAAAGGGUCUGAAUACUUAUUUUUAAUACAUUUGCAAACAUUUCUACAAACCAGUUUUUGCCAUGUCAUUAUGGGGUAUUGUGUGUAGAUUGAUGAAGGAAAAAAACAAUUUUAUCAAUUUUAGAAUAAGGGUGUCUACAAACCCGUUUUUGCUUUGGCAUUAUGGGGUAUUGUGUGUAGAUUGAUGAGGAAAAAAAACAAUUUAAUCAAUUUUAGAAUAAGGGUGUAACAUAACAAAAUGUGGAAAGAGUCAAGGGGUCUGAAUACUUUCCGAAUGCACUGUACACAUACAGACACAGACACAAACACAGGCACUGUGCCAUAAAUAUGACAAUGACAACAUCAUCAUAAUUUUCAAAUGUACAUGUGCAUGUAGAUAAAAUCAGGCCAUAUCUAAAUCUCCUCUCUCCCUUAUUUCUCCCCCUUCUCUCCACUCUCCUUCUCCCUUCUUCCCCCUCUCUAUAGUAUCUUCCCAGAUAAUGGCGAUGUGAUCAACUUUGCGUCGUGGUUUGGCUUUGCCUUCCCCAACAUGGUCAUCAUGCUGAUCCUGUCCUGGCUCUGGCUGCAGUUCAUGUACAUGGGCUUCAAGUAAGUAAUGCUGUGUUCAAAAUAACUGGGAACUCAGAAAAAUGGGAGGAUGAAUCAUGACGUCAGUGAUCUUCAGGUUGGAAAGUCGGAGCUCUAGAAAGAGGCCAGAGUUCCCGAGUUGGAAUUCUGAGUUGGAUGACCGUUCAAAUCGAUUUGUCCCAGUCGGAGUUAGUUUUUUUCAGAGUUCCCAGUUAAACACACUGAAGUUGGAAGUCGGAGAUUUCCGGGUUCCUAGUUCCGAGUUCCCAGUUGUUUUAAACGCAGCAUAAGACUCACUUCACCUCACGUGUCAUCACUCUGCGUAAUACUUGCAAGGCUCAAAUCUCUUGUCAAUACUUGCAAGGCUCAAAUCACGUGUCAUCACUGUGCGGCAUUCACAAGGCUCACACAGAGAGAAUGAUAGAGGACUCUAGUGCCCAAAAGCCUGUUUUAGCACGGGCAGCGCCAUUGAGGACUUUCCCCAUUUUGAAGUAGUCAACUGAGUGGACUUCCUAUUGGUUAAGGAAGGAUCACAUAAUUCCAUCCAGGUCAUCAGGAGGGAUCAACCAAUGAAUUAUACUUGUGAGCAAACAUUCCAUAACUACGGGUGGCAGUAAAUCGACAACCUUGGCUUUAUACCUGUUCAAACAACACACUCAGUAGAAGAAGAAAAUUGACUACUUCAAAAUGGAGAUGGCCUCCAUGGUGCUGCCCAUGCUCUCACAGACACCAUAAUUGGACAGAUACGAUGUUGCAUCCUCUAACUAUCUCUAUGGGCUCACAUUACGUGUCAUCACUGUGUGACAUUCACAAGGCUCACAUCAUGCUUCUACAUCUGCAUUGCUUGCUGUUUGGGGUUUUAGGCUGGGUUUCUGUAUAGCACUUUGUGACAUUGCUGAUGUAAAAAGGCCUUUAUAAAUACAUUUGAUUGAUUGACGUGUCAUCACUGGGCGACAUUCACAAGGCUCACAUCACAUGUCAUCACUGUGCGACAUUCAAACCAGAUCAAUAAUAAGUAAAAAUAACAUGGCUAUAUACAGUAACAGUACCGAUCGAUGUGCAGGGGGUACAAAGUAAUUGAGGUAGCUACAUGUAUGUACAUAUAGGUAGGGGUAAAGUGACUAGGCAACAGGAUAGAUCAGGGGUUCUUAAACUUUUUCAACCUGUGUUUUCUUUGGACCCAAGCUUAUGAAAACAUGCAACUAUACCUAAAUAUCGGUACAUUUAAUUGCCCUUAUGCCUAAAACGAAUGCAAUAUAGACAAAAACAAAUAACAAUGAAAGGAAAUACCCAUAUAAAUAGCAAUUAAUGGUUAUUUUCCCCCAUUAAAAACACUCUUACAUAUCUGUCUAGGUUGGAACUAUUGCUGUUAAAAUACAAUAAAUAAUUUUCAUUCUGAACUGGAAUAAACUGAUUGAUCACAUCACACAGAUGUAUAAUAGAACACACACACAUGCUGAGUUUUUGAUAGUGCAACCCUAAGUAACAGUACAGAUGGAAAAUGAUCAGGCUAAGAAAGUAUUGUUGAAUGAAAGGUCUAGGUUGGAACUGUUGCUGUUAAAAUACAAUAAAUAAUUGUUAUUUUGAACUGGAAUAAACUGAUUGAUCACAUCACACAGAUGUAGACCAGAAAACAACACACACACACACACAGUCCUAAUGAGAGGUGUGUGGCUGGUUGAAGUUGAGGUGAGACUUGCGCUCUUCUCCUCUGAGAGCAGAAGCCAGAAUUUGGACCGAGCCAUGGACCUGGGACUGACAGAGGACCACUUCUCUUGA
Coregonus sp. 'balchen' is the source of this 9274-nucleotide messenger RNA. Lineage: Eukaryota; Metazoa; Chordata; Actinopteri; Salmoniformes; Salmonidae. The record is from the annotation of a GenBank genome assembly.